GCGGCGGGACGCGAGGAGAGCCGAGGCACGGGGCAUGGAGCAGUACUUCUCGGCCACGCAGAAGAUGGAGCAGGAGGUGAUGUUCCCCAGCCUGCUGCGAGGGGUCUUCCCGCAGGACGGCGCCGACCCAGCUGCCGGCGGCCCCGCAGACCUGUAUGAGCGCUACCAGCUCCUCAAGGCCAUCAAGCCCGUGGUGGAGCGAGGCCUGGCCUCCGUCACCGAUCAGAGCCCCACCGGCAAUGCUGAAUCCGACACGGCCCCAGAUGGCGGGGCGGAGGAGGGCGGGAACCCGCGGGACGGGCGGCCGCGGGGGGUGGCGGCGGGUCGGGGAGGGGCGGAGCGGCGCCGCCCGCGUCCCGAGUGGAGCUGGGGGGGCGGCGAGGAAAUGUUUCCUAAUCGUGGAAUCACGGAACAGCCUUGUUUGAAAAGGAUCCUCUGGUUUCAACCUCCUUGCCGUGGGCAGGUUGGCCAAAUGACAUCCAAUGUGAACCUCUUCUGA
Molecule: messenger RNA, 499 nt
Organism: Tympanuchus pallidicinctus (lesser prairie-chicken)
Lineage: Eukaryota; Metazoa; Chordata; Aves; Galliformes; Phasianidae
Product: thyroid hormone-inducible hepatic protein-like
Exons: 1
Coding region: 35-499 (154 amino acids)
Biological process (GO): regulation of lipid biosynthetic process
Cellular component (GO): cytosol
Source: RefSeq, a predicted model, not a curated record